AUGCGGAUCAACGACUCAAGGGAAACACUCAGUCCACCCGAGAUUUGGUCAGCACACUCGCUCUUCCCCGAUGAAGAAAAGGCGUCACUGUUUCUCGGUGCCCUUGACACAAUAUUCCUCUUCACCUAUGCCCUGGGAUCAUACAUCAGCGGAUUUCUGAGCGAUAGAUUUAACCUGCGGUUGGUGCUAUCCGUGGGCAUGUGGCUAUCUGCUUUGGUGGCAUUUGUGUUCGGGAGCGUCACGGAGUGGCUGGGAUUCUACAACAUGCCCUUCUACGCUUUCCUCUGGGUCCUCAACGGAUUCGUUCAGUCCACUGGCUGGCCCUGCACUGUGGCUAUCAUGGGCAACUGGUUUGGCAACAAGAGCCGUGGGUUCAUAUAUGGAGUGUGGAGCUCAUGCGGCUGCAUUGGAAACAUCCUGGGGGCUGUGCUCGUCUCCACCGUCAUCAGCUACGGCUACGAGUACACGUUCCUCGUGAUGGCGUCCCUCCUGUUGUCUGGAGGAAUCAUCGUCUUUUUCGGGAUGAUCGUCUCCCCUGCUGAAGUUGGCCUGCCAUUGGCGAGCGUAGCAGAGGAGGAGACAAGUUGCAGGGAGGCGUCCGUGACGUGGAGCAACGCUUCGGAAAGCCUGCCAGUGGUGGACAUGGCGAACCAGCGCACAUACGGAACCCCUCCGGACGAUGGUCCGAGGGAGGGUUCUUCCAUACCCACGGAAAAACCUGCUUUGGGUUUCUUCAAGAUCGUCUGCUUGCCUGGCGUGGCAGUGUAUGCCUUGGCGUACGCGUGCCUCAAGCCGGUGAACUACGCCUUCUUCUUCUGGCUGCCGUACUACCUGGCCGACGAGUUCAGCUGGACCGAGGUGGACGCAAGCCGCAUGUCAAUAUGGUACGACUUUGGAGGCAUCAUUGGUGGUGCCAUGGCUGGGUUGAUAUCCGACCGCCUGGGAAAGCGGGCGCCCGUCAUUGCCCUGAUGCUGCUGCUGGCGGUUGUCACUCUGGCCUGCUACCUCAAUCCUUUCAGCAACAGAGUUUGGAAUGGAUUCUUAUUGGGUGUUACAGGGUUUUUCGUGAGUGGGACAGCUAACCUCAUCAGCUCAGCUGUGCCGGCCGACCUGGGCCAACAGGACACAAUUCAGGGCAACCGGGAGGCGUUGGGCACUGUGACUGGCAUCGUGGAUGGAACGGGCAGCCUGGGGGCUUCCGUAGGACAGGUAACUCCAAUUUCUCAUCCCCCCCCCCACCACCAUGUCUCGUUUAGCUUCAGCAUGGUGGUAGCCAGCGUGACUUUCACGACAGUUGAGAGACUGUCUGCUGACCCAAUAUAUGAAUCAUUAUCUUGA
Molecule: messenger RNA, 1338 nt
Organism: Petromyzon marinus (sea lamprey)
Lineage: Eukaryota; Metazoa; Chordata; Hyperoartia; Petromyzontiformes; Petromyzontidae
Source: RefSeq, a predicted model, not a curated record